AUGGACCUACCCACCUUCGCCAAAACCCACACCUCCCAAAUCACCGCCACAAUCGGCCUCGUCACGUACGCCAGCGCCCGCAAAAAACUCACCCCGGCAGGCAUCCUCGCGGGAAUCUUCGUCGCGGGUGUGCAUAUGGUGCAUCCGUGGCCGGCGUUUUUCUGGCUUUUGAUGGUAUUCUUUUUGUUUGGGACGGGGGUUACGAGGAUCGGCCAUCACGCGAAAGCGCAUCUAACGCAGUCCUCCACGGGCGGUACAGGUGGUGAGGGCGCAAGGCGUUCCGCACAGGUCUUCGCUAAUUCUGGCUUUGCGUGUGUCCUUAUCCUCCUGCAUGCCUGGCUUUUGAACAGCACGCCGUUCAUCUCUUCGAACAUAGCUUUAUCAUCUGGACCGUACCUCCCUGCUCUGGAGAAGCUCCUCCCGAUCGGCAUCAUCGCGCAGUACGCGGCCGUGGCGGCCGAUACGUUCAGUUCGGAGCUGGGGAUUCUGUCGCGCGGGGAUCCGUUCAUGAUCACGGCGCCUUGGAGGAAGGUGCCCAAGGGGACGAAUGGAGGUGUUUCUGUCGAUGGGCUGGCUUACGGUGCGCUGGGGAGUCUCCUAUUGACUCUCGUCGCUGGCGCGGCGAUAUAUCUCGCUCCGCCCAGGGAGGUUCUGGAUGUCAGGACGGCGGGUUUGCUCGUGGCUGCUGGGCUCGCGGGGAGCGUGAUUGAUUCGGUUCUGGGCGCGGUGGUGCAGGUUACUGUUACGGAUAAGAGGAGUGGGAAGGUUGUUGAGGGGGCUGGGGGCCAGAGGGUCAAGGUGCUGCCGGAUGGGACGAGGGUGCAGAUGGGGACGGAUUUGUUGACGAACAAUGGGGUCAAUUUUUUUAUGGCGGCGCUGGCGAGUUUGGGUGCUAUGGGUGUUGCGUAUGUGUUUGAUCUGGGACUGAGGUCGUAG
Molecule: messenger RNA, 936 nt
Organism: Zasmidium cellare ATCC 36951
Lineage: Eukaryota; Fungi; Ascomycota; Dothideomycetes; Mycosphaerellales; Mycosphaerellaceae
Exons: 2
Coding region: 1-936 (311 amino acids)
Cellular component (GO): membrane
Source: RefSeq, a predicted model, not a curated record